Molecule: messenger RNA, 919 nt
Organism: Microtus oregoni (creeping vole)
Lineage: Eukaryota; Metazoa; Chordata; Mammalia; Rodentia; Cricetidae
Product: putative zinc finger protein 487
Exons: 7
Coding region: 524-919 (131 amino acids)
Biological process (GO): regulation of DNA-templated transcription
Source: RefSeq, a predicted model, not a curated record
UCCAGCUAGACAGGAGCUUUGCAGCUCUGGGAGGGGCGCGGGCGCCGUGGGAACUGAGUCUGGAAUGUGAUGGAGGCUAAGAGGGUCGCGGGAACCGGUCUCUAGCUGCUGUGCUGCGCAUGUGCAGUUCAUCUUCAUUGUUCGCUCCCGCGUCCCGCUGCGCUCGGAGGAAUCCCUCAGAUCCUCAGGGUCCACGCGUCGCUCAGAGACCCGGUGCCCAGUCAGGUUCAAAGUUCUCUGGAUCACGGUUCCUGUAAGAAAGAAGAGCACAUCAGAAGCAGGACAUCCCCCCCCCCACGGGAGACACCUCCUCUCUGGGGUGCAGUGUUCCACAGCUGUAGGGCAGAGGCCCAAGAAACAGGCAGCGUGUGAAGCACUUGCUGAGCCUUCUGCCCUGUGACGUCAUCUCAGUAGACACCUGUCCAGCGGCAGCAGCGGGGCCAGCUUCCAAGGGAAGGAGGUGACGUGGGCCACCCACGGGAAGUGAACAAGAGCCUCUGCAGCUCUCCAGGGACAGACGGACAUGAACACAGCCCAGGGACAAGUGUUGUUCAAAGAUGUGUGUGUGACCUUCACUCAGAAGGAAUGGCAGUUGCUGGGUGCUGCCCAGAGGCACCUGUACAGGGAGGUGAUGCUGGAGACCUACAGGCACCUGCAAGCCGUGGGCUGCAGUGUAAACAAACCUGAGCUGAUACGCAAGUUGGAACAGGGAGAAGGUCCUUGGGAAUCUCCAGGUUGCAGCCUCUUAGAAGUCCGGGGAGCCAAUAACAUGGCAACAAGCCAAGGAAAUGAAGACGAAUAUUUGAGUCAAGUUUUAUUUGUCAACAACAAAACACUAACUAAGAAGAAAAGCAAGGAUCUAAAAGAAAUAGUUUAUCUGACCACAAACUCAGUGGCCUCAAGAGAAAGACACUUUUGA